AUUGAGUGUCUAUAAAAGAGAGUAAAAUUGGAUCAUCUCUCUCAGAAUCUUGCCAAUGGAAUCCAAAUUUGAAACGUUAACCUUAGGAAAAACCCUACCGGUGCCUUAUGUUCAGGACCUGGCUAAGAAAUCAUUGGCUACAGUUCCAUCUAGAUAUGUCAGACCUGAUCAGGACUCUCCAUUUCUACCCAAUUCUUCUUCGCCCGAUCAGGUUCCGGUCAUCGACAUGAACAAGUUGCUUUCUGAAGACUCCGAGUUGGACAAGUUUCACAAUGCUUGUAAAGAUUGGGGUUUCUUUCAGUUGAUUAACCAUGGAGUGAGUUCGUCAUUGGUGGAGACAAUGAAAUUAGAAGCUAAAAAUUUCUUUAAUCUUCCGACUGAUGAGAAAAAGAAAUUUGAUGUAAGAGAUGGAGAAUCUGAAGGGUAUGGCCAAACUUUUGUUGCAUCUGAAGAACAGAAGCUUGAUUGGAGUGAUAUGCUGUACCUCACCUCUCUCCCAGUCCAUUUGAGGAAGGACUAUUUAAUGCCUAAGUUUCCCCUUCCAUUAAGAACUAUCCUUGAAGCUUAUUCAGAAGAAAUGAAAAAUCUUAGCAUGAAAAUAUUGAAUGUAAUGGCAAAAGCUCUAAGAAUAGAACCAAGUGAUGAUCUAGUGGGAGUAUUUGAACCAGAGGGAUGGCAGUCAAUAAGAUUGAAUUAUUAUCCUCCAUGUCCUCAACCAGAGCUUGUUGUGGGCAUAUCUCCUCAUUCAGAUGCCAGUGGAUUCACCAUACUUCUUCAAGCCAACGAAACCGAAGGACUUCAAAUUAAAAAGGAUGGAAAAUGGGUUUCGAUUCAACCACUCGCUGAUGCUUUUGUCAUCAACGUUGGAGACAUGUUUGAGGCUUUAUCGAAUGAAAUUUAUCAAAGCAUAGAGCAUAGAGCAGUCGUAGACUCGGUGAACGAAAGAAUUUCGAUUGCCACAUUCUGUAGUCCUAGAUUGGAUGCAGAGAUCGGUCCGAUGGCGAGUCUGAUUACUCCUGAAACUACACCAUUGUUUAAGAGGUUUUUAUAUGCAGAUUACUUGAAGAACUUCUUCUCUAAUAAGCUCGAUCGCAAAUCACAACUUGAUAAGUUUAGGGUCUAUCCAAAUUAAAGCAUGCGGUCCAAAAUAUUACCUUUGGAUAGCAAUAUUACAAUUAUGCCAUUAUUUUAAUGAUGUGUCAUAAUGUGAUAGGUUUAAUCUACGGAUGAUGUGGUGAACUGAUCUACCUAAGAAUUUCUCAAAAAUAUAAUAUUUGCACAUCUCUCUCUAUGUUUAUACGAAUGAAGAUAAAAAUGUUUCCAUGUCAGCAAACUCAUACCUAAAUUUGAUAUUGAAGAUGAUAAUUAUUUUGUGGUUA
Messenger RNA from Mercurialis annua (annual mercury), 1379 nucleotides. Its product is annotated as codeine O-demethylase-like. Bases 56 to 1132 code for a protein of 358 amino acids. NCBI's taxonomy places the organism in Eukaryota, Viridiplantae, Streptophyta, Magnoliopsida, Malpighiales, Euphorbiaceae. The transcript has 4 exons. The record is from RefSeq and is a predicted model, not a curated record.